AUUUCUUGGAAGCAACCAAAAACGACGGCGUCACAAGCCAAAGCAUUUAUCACUUGUGUCUACCAUUUUCUGCUCAUACCGUGCUUUUAUAUCCCCAUUUCUCCUCUUCCAUUGAAAGUUCUGCGAUCGAUUGUUUUUUCCCUCGUCACAAUCGCUGUUUAUUGUGGAUCCAUCUCGCGGCGCGUUGUGCGUUGCGUUGCGCUGCACGACAACGCAUAAACUUUGAUUUGAAAGGAUAGUAAACACACGCGCAUGCAAAGCACAUGUACACAUUGGAAAAUCUCUGCGAUAUAUAUCACCCGCUGUCGAAGAUCCGUCUUCCUCAGCUCACGGAUCGGAACGACGAGAGCUGUUGACGCGACUUGGUUGCCUGGGGAAUUAUUUGACAGCAGAACACGAUUGCUUCAACAUGACUUCUCCUACUGAAGCCACGCAGGCUUCGCAUAUGCUGCAGGGCGACACGAUUAUUGUUAGGCAUCCUCGCGAGCGACUGAACCCCACAACGCCUCAACCUCAGGAAGCAGGACCCCAAGAUCCAGCUGCGGUGACAUUGCCCUCGACAGAGAUACCAAACUCGCCCAUCGAUCCAAACGAGUCCUUCAGAACCGAAGUUAACGAAGAUCGACCGGCCGUUACUGUUAUCCCAUCGUCACUUACACCGCCUCCGUCAACCCAGGUAAACAGCCAUGCCAGUCAAGCUGGGCCCGGUCCCUCCAAACGAAAGUUCUCUGGCUCUCAGCAGUCGUCAACACUCUUCUCCCCACCAGCUACCGUACCCAAUAACAUACGCGAACGUCCUGUGACAACGGAAUUCCUCCCUCCCGCUCCACAUCAGGUCCUCGAGGCGUCUGCCGACGAGCUGCGCGUCAUGCUUCAAUCAGCUCUAGCAGAACAACAAAAGCUCAAGAUGGAGACAGCUCAUCAUAAGCUACAGUAUAGCUUAUUGUCUAUCCAGGCCGACGACGAUGCCAAGCGUGCUGCUGUGGAACACGAGAUGAUGCGUCGCGAGGUAGACGCGCUACGAAAUGCAGAGUUCACCCGACUGGCUAGAAAAGAAUUCGAUAAGCCGUCCGAGGCAUUACAAGCAAAGUAUUUACAGAUGAAGACGCGGUAUGAGGCCAUGCUACAAGAGAAUGAGAUCCUCCAACGCCGGAUCCAGACUGCUAAGAAGGUCAUCAAGCAAAGCGAGGAUGAAAGCAUUGCUCUUCAUGAAGAGCGAGAUAUGUUACUGAGACGAAUACGCGAGAACAGAGAGCAUAUGCAAAUGCUCUGUAGACCUGGGGGUAUAUUUCAUGCAGUCUUGACGCCCAGACAGAAAGCUGCUGUCGUGACACAAGGGCAUAGGAGCUCUCAGCAACAGCAGACAUCUAGAUCACAAGGCGAGCAUGGUCUCUCGGCUUUGUUGCAGGCUAUGAGCCAGGAUAACAACAGCGCACCUUCGACACCGAUGCAUUCUCACCGCCCUGCACCGCGCGUCGGAAAACACAACCGCAACUCGCAAUCCAUGUCGUCUCUGCCCACGACGCCUAUGAACCGGCCGGUGGGUACAAACGUUGGGCUUCUUCCAUCGGUGGAUCUGGUACCUCACUCGGAGCCUCAUCGAUACUCCCAAAGACAGUUCAUUCCUACGACACCUGUGGCCAAGACUGACCGCCGCCGUAGGAGUCGAGAGAGCACUAUUUCAGCAGACGAUAAUGAGGAGCUAGCCAGACAGGCGCUUGAGUCGGUUGCCGCAGCCCAGUCGUUUACAUCACAGUCACGGAACCGGAGCGACCAAGAUGGAGAGGUAUUUGAUAGCCAGGCCAGUCAAGCUGCUGCAGAGAUGUUGCGGCGAGAUCCGCGGCAGAGCUUUGAGGUUGCCGAAACCUUGAAGAACACACCAGGACCAAUGGAGAAGACCGUCCGCAUGCAGGAGAGAUUACUUUCCCAUCGAAAUGGAGAUAGCGACAAGCGAAAAUUCAGCGGCAACCAUUCAUCUACUGAGGAAAUACGACUCGAUCGAGGAAGUCCAGCGAAGAAGUCCAAAGUGGUUGAACCAAUGACAGAUGGGCAUGAUAAGCUAGGACUGGGGAUUCAGUAUAGACAGUGAAAUGUCUAGUUCAGAAGCAGAUUGCAAAUGGAGUUCGGGGUUACCCAUACGAUUAUAACGACGGCAUCGGCACAGGAGGGCGUUGGUGGUAUUGUUUUGGCGAGUUUGUUUACGUAUGUUGGCUUGGUAAAAGAGGGUAGAAUGCCACAGCCGGAAUUGUGUAUAAAUGGAAAGAUUGUUCAAGUUUCAACAUGAUAUUGAAUCUCAAUCAGAA
This is a messenger RNA of Fusarium redolens, 2303 nucleotides long. RefSeq lists its product as uncharacterized. Bases 410 to 2089 code for a protein of 559 amino acids. NCBI's taxonomy places the organism in Eukaryota, Fungi, Ascomycota, Sordariomycetes, Hypocreales, Nectriaceae. The transcript has a single exon. The record is from RefSeq and is a predicted model, not a curated record.